This is a messenger RNA of Nymphalis io (European peacock), 3407 nucleotides long. RefSeq names its product prosaposin (gene Sap-r). The transcript is spliced from 21 exons. Gene Ontology annotation, biological process: sphingolipid metabolic process. The record is from RefSeq and is a predicted model, not a curated record. The coding region runs from base 130 to 3057 and encodes 975 amino acids. Lineage: Eukaryota; Metazoa; Arthropoda; Insecta; Lepidoptera; Nymphalidae. Gene Ontology annotation, cellular component: lysosome.
UCAAAUCAAAUCAAUACGCAAUAAACUUCGCACGAAACAAAGUGAAAAUUAUUCAGUAUAUUGUUUUGUUAGUCUUAUUACAACGGAGAUCGAAAGUGGACAGUUAAAUCUGAAGUAUAAGCGUUCAAUAUGACAAACACACUAGCUGUUUGUCUCCUUUCUAUAUUAUUCUUUUGUUGUUCAAGCUUAUCAUCUGCCCGGCAAACACCUAAAGAAUGUUCCAAAGGACCUGAUUAUUGGUGUGAAAGCCUAACGCGUGCCGCUGCAUGCGGUGCGGUGCAGCACUGCAUCGGCACAGUAUGGGAGCAGCAACGUGACGAAAUCAAGAGCAACGAUGUAUCAGACAAGAUCGUACGUCUCUUCAGACAGCUUAAAGAUGUCAAGGACAUGAUAAACGAGGACUACCUGGCGACUAGCGUGAGGUCCGCGUGUCGUGACCUUCCGUCGCCAGCUGUUACGAGUAUAUGCAAGGACAAUACAGCAUUGCUCGAGAGCUAUCUGAUGCACGUUCUCCAGUCGGACACCAGCGCGGAGACAAUGUGCAGGAUUAUAGGCAUGUGCAAUAACGAUAAGCUGAAGAACCUCGUAACCAAAAAGAAGAUUGAAGAACCGACUAAACAAAAACUGAAACUCGUAGGAGGAGCGAAAUGUACUUGGGGACCGUCGUAUUGGUGCAGCAACUUCAGCACGGGCCGAGAAUGCGGCGCGACGCAUCACUGCGUCCAGCGGGUGUGGUCCAAGAUGACUUUCCCCGAGGACAACGACGGUAUCUGCAAGAUAUGCAAGGACAUGGUGACUCAAGCUCGUGACCAGCUUCAAAGUAAUGAGACUCAGGAGGAACUAAAAGAAGUUUUUGAAGGCGAAUGCAAACUGAUCCCUAUCAAACUAGUGACGAAGGAAUGCAUCAAGCUGGCCGACGACUUCGUCCCGGAGUUGGUCGAGACGUUGGCGUCAGAAAUGAACCCGGACGCGGUGUGCUCCGUCGCUGGACUCUGCAACAACGCUAACAUUGACAAACUCAUUGAAGACUAUAACGCAACUUUAAAGCAUAGGGAAGAUUGUUCAAACUGCAGAAGAUCAGUUGGCGUUGUCAGGAAGAGGUUCGAUGAAACCAGCUACGAAAACUUCCUCGUUGGAAUAUUGCAGGUCUGUCAAAACAUGGGAUCCCUCUCCGACUCCUGCUCGAUGCUAACGUUUAAAUACUACGAGAACAUCAUUGAGGCCCUGAAGAAGGACCUCACCCCUCAGUCGAUCUGCCACCUCAGCGGGCAGUGCACUCACCUCUACCACUCGCACAACCUCUACACCUUCCCUGACGAGCUCAAGGAUCUGAAGGCUACAGAUGAUGUGCCGUGCGAGUUUUGUGAGCAAGUCAUAAAACACAUGCGGGACACGUUGGUCGCGAACACUUCAGAAGUAGAGUUCCACAAAGUGUUAACUGGUCUCUGCAAACACACGGGUAACUUCAAGUCCGAAUGUCUGCAACUGGUCGAGCAGUACCACUCGGUUAUAUACUACUAUCUCGUGUCGGAGCUCAAACCGGACGAGAUCUGCGGUUUCAUUGGAAUAUGUACGAACAAAACGGACGUCACCAUCGCGCCAUUGCUGCCCAAGGAACUGGCGAUCAAAGCUAUAACUAUGUCACCGAAACUCAUUGGUCAAGAUGAAGCAAAUAGCUACACGACACCGAAGAACGCUCGCGUGCCGCUGAAGAAACAGGCUAAUGUAGAAAUCCUAGGAACUGAAACAACUGCCACCCCCGUCUUGCCCAUAGAGAGGAUGUUUGUAGCGACCCCUAAUGCGAACGCCUGGUGUUCCUUCUGCCAGUACUUCUUGCACUAUGUACAAGUUGAACUCAGCGAUGACAACAAUGAGGAGGCCAUAAAGAAGGUGGUGGAGGAGGCGUGCGACGUGCUGCCGCAGUCCAUCAACGACGAGUGCCGGCAGUUCGUGACGCAGUACGGGCCCGCCGUCAUCGCGCUGCUCGUGCAGGAGAUCGACCCCGCCAGCGUAUGUCCAGCUCUCGGCCUGUGUGCGAAGACGGAAGAAGUUCGUCACGUUUCCAUCAACUCUGAGAAAUCAAACUGUCCCCUAUGUCUGUUCGCGGUUGAACAACUCGAAACUAUGCUCAAGAAUAAUCGCAGUGAGGAGAGUAUCCGCAAAGCCUUAGACAGUCUAUGUACUCACCUCUCCGCUAAACUCCGCACUCAAUGCGUGGAUUUCGUCGACACGUACACCAACCAACUAGUCGAGAUGCUCGUAGCCGAUCUCAACGCUCAAGAAAUAUGCGUCUACCUGAAACUGUGCAAGGACGAUAAGAAACACACCGACCCACUGGCUCUCACUCACUCGUCGAUCGACAAAUACCACGACAACCCGAGCCUGAGAGGCGACAGGAACAACAGGAAGCGACCGAUGCUGCCAAAGGAAAUGCUGGAGAACGGACCCGGAGAUAUUAGUACGAACGAAAUACCAGACAACACCCAGAACGGUCGCCCUAUUAAGGUCUCUUCGCAGCGAACAGUUUGUGUCAUAUGCGAGUUUGUGCUUACGGAGAUCGACGACCAGAUCAAAGACAAGCAUAAUGAAGACGAAGUUAAAGCGAUAGUCCACGGUGUAUGCAAGCACAUGCCGAAGUCCGUUCGCGGCGAGUGUGAUCAGUUCGUGGACAAGUACGCGGACCUGGUCAUCAGCCUGCUCGCCCAGGAGCUCCAGGCCGACGAAGUCUGCAGGGAGCUCAAGCUGUGCGACCCCACCGCUUUCAACAAGUUCAAAGCAGAGGAGAUCCUCGACUGCGCCGUUUGCGAGACGGUGGUGAUGGCGGUGAAGAAGGUGCUCAGCAACGACAAAGUGGACCGGAACAUCGUACACGUGAUCGAGAAGUCGUGCGCCGCGCUGCCCGCCAAGUACAACGCGCGGUGUCACACAAUGCUGGAAAUAUACGGCGAGGGCGUCAUCCACCUGAUCGAGGAGUUCGGCACCAAGGACAUCUGCAAGAAGAUCGGUCUGUGUUCCACCAGCGACGCAGCGAUAGUUAGGAUGCACAGGAACAAUUAAGUGUGCCGCGGCUGCAUUUUAAAUAAACAAUUUUAAUGUAAUCUCUCAUUUACUUAAGUUUUGUUCUUUUUUUACCAAAAUAUAUUGUACUUGACAUAUUAUCGUUGACGUAAUAGUUUAGAUUUGUGUAAUUUUAACUUAUAUGCUCCUAGUUCUUGAUAUUUUCAAUACAAAUACAUAUUUUUGUAAUAUUCAUGAAUAAUGUUCCUUGGUCAUAAAUAUUUUCGAGACAUUAGAAAAAUAAUGGAACGUAUUAAUAAGCUGAAUAAAAAAUGUCUAGUUAAUCAAUAUUUUACACGUUAGCCUGUGAUAGAAAAAUCUUUUGCGAAAGAAAUAAAAUUGGGGUAUAA